AUGAUCAUCAAAUCAAAACUUCCAAAGCUGGAAAUCCCCAACAAGACCUUCCAUGACUUCUUGUUUGACGAGUGGAAAAAGUUCAAAGAUGAUGUGGCAAUUAUCGACAACGACUCUGUCCAACAGUACACAUUUCAAGAAGUCAUGGACAAGGCAGAGUUCAUCGCCAAGUCUUUAAUGUACAUGAGAAUUGAGAAGAGUGAAGUCGUCCUUCUGGUUAUGGAUUGGUCGCCAGCCGCCAUCUACAUCUCAUUGGGCGUUUCAAUGGCAGGUGCUGCUAUUCAAAUCGUUAGUCCCAAGCUUCAACAAUGGGAGAUGCAGUUUCCGGUCAGGGAGAGUGAAUCCAGAUUUGUGUUCUCCGAUCCAUUGGGACUUCGGGAGAUUGAAAAGUUGAUGAAGUGCAUGAACAGAGAGUACAGAAUCAUUUGCACUGGCACCCGCGACUGUGCCAAUGGCUAUCCAAUCAUCGACGACUUGGCUUUUGCCGCUGCACAAGAUCUUCCAUAUCAUUCAAUCAAUCCGGAGACCGAUAUCGUCUACCUACCUUAUUCCAGUGGAAUCCAUGGGAAGAGAAAGGGCAUAGCCACCACACAUCGAAUCAUGGUAGCCAAGACAAUGGUCAUGUGGAACCCAACUGUUCAUACAGAAUUCAAGCGGGGAGAUCACACCUUGACCAUGAUUCCACUUCACAAGCAAUGCGGUUUGGACGCGAUGUAUUGUGCACUUCUCAAUGGAUUGACUAUUGUGACAGAGAAGAACUUCUGUGUGCACACUUUCAUGACAUGUAUUCAAAGAUAUCGAAUCCGCUCGGUUCAUCUCACUCCAUAUCUCAUGAAUCUUAUGAUGUUUGAAACCGAAAACCACGAGUAUAACGUCGACAGUUUGGAGUGGGUGCUCACUGGAGCUGACGCUGUCACCGAGGAGCUUUACGAUGAGUUUACAGAUUGCUUCCCAUCUGUCAAACGAGUUACACAGACGUACGGAAUGACAGAGGUCGGCUUAAUCUCUCGAAACUACAACGACGAUACCGAAUUCACCCACUCUUGCGGUCAGGUUGCCGCGAAUCUCGAGUUGAAAAUUCUCGACGUGCUUACUGGAAGAGAGUUGGGACCACGAGAAAAAGGCCAAAUUUGUGUAAAAGGUCUGCCAGCGGACUCACCAUACCUGAACAAUCCAGAUGCUACCGAAGAACACUUCAUAGAUGGUUGGAGAAAAACCGGAGACAUUGGAUACUUUGACGAGGAUGAGAAUAUCUAUAUUGUGGAUAAGGUGAAGGAGAUGAUCAAGGUUUUUGGAUAUCAAGUGAUUCCCAAAGAGAUUGAGACCCUUCUAUUGACUCAUCAGGCCGUGGAGGAAGCAGCGGUGGUUGCAAUCAACAAUGAGUUGUCUGGAGAAAGGCCAGUGGCUUUUGUGGUGCUCAAAAAGGGGCAGACAGCGACAGAGGAGGAUUUGAAGGACUAUGUGAACAAACGUGUUAUUCGGUACAAGCAUCUGGUUCGUAUCAACAUCACCCAAUUCCUGCCCCGUUCUGCAUGUGGUACAGUGCUCCGACGUCUUCUAGGUGAAGCUGCGGUGAUGUCUGUCGCUUCCAUUGCAGAAGUUGAAAAGGAGUUUGCGGAAGAAGUCAAGCAUGCCUUGGCGACCUAA
Molecule: messenger RNA, 1647 nt
Organism: Caenorhabditis briggsae
Lineage: Eukaryota; Metazoa; Nematoda; Chromadorea; Rhabditida; Rhabditidae
Exons: 7
Coding region: 1-1647 (548 amino acids)
Molecular function (GO): CoA-ligase activity
Source: RefSeq, a predicted model, not a curated record